AUGCUCGCAUAUGGAUCACCUGCAGAUGAUGUGGAUGAAUAUGUUAGGAUUAACGAAAGUACAACAAUAGAGAGUUUGAAGAGGUUCACAAAAACAGUAAUUGAAGUAUUUGGAGAGCAAUAUUUGAGGCAGCCAAAUACUAAUGAUAUUGUAAGGCUGAUGAGCGUGGCUAAGCAACGUGGGUUUCUAGGUAUGUUGGGUAUAACAUUGAUUCAUGCCUUUUUGGGAUUGCCGGGAUCAUUAAACAAUAUUAAUGUGCUAGAUAGAUCCCAUGUAUUCUCUAAAUUAGCAGAAGGUUGUAGUCCUGAAGUUUCGUAUACUAUUAAUGGACAUGAAUAUACCAUGGGAUAUUAUCUUGCCGAUGGUAUAUAUCCCUCAUGGUGUACUUUUGUUAAAACCAUUCCAUCUCCUCAAGGGAAUAAGAAGAAAUUUUUUGCUGCACAACAAGAGUCUGCUAGAAAGGACGUCGAACGAGCAUUUGGAGUCCUACAAUCACGAUUUGCAAUAGUGCGUGGACCGGGACGUAUGUGGGAUGUUGAAACACUCAAAUAUAUAAUGACGUCUUGUAUCAUACUGCACAAUAUGAUAGUUGAAGAUGAACGUGAUACAAUUCGUGAAGACGUGAAUUUCAACUAUGAUGCAGUUGCUGUUACUCCAACAAUUAAUUUGUCUCGCAAUCGCACAAGUGAAGUUAUGGAGUUCAUACAAGUUUACCAUCAAAUUCGAGACAAACAGACUCAUGUACAACUCCAAAAUGAUCUUGUGGAGCAUUUAUGGGAAUUGAAUGGUAAACAUUUGACUUGA
Molecule: messenger RNA, 804 nt
Organism: Diospyros lotus (date-plum)
Lineage: Eukaryota; Viridiplantae; Streptophyta; Magnoliopsida; Ericales; Ebenaceae
Exons: 2
Coding region: 1-804 (267 amino acids)
Source: RefSeq, a predicted model, not a curated record